UCAAAGAGUUGUUUUUUUCGACCAUCGAGAAGAAACAACUAUUUUUAAAAUUAAUUAUUUUAUUUAUAACUCAGCCAUUUGUCGCAACCGUUAAGGGAGACUAACGUUACCUAGAUACUAAAUGUCAAGUAAUCGUGGAUAAAAAUGGUUCCCUAAAAUACUUUGUUUUCCUUGAGUGAGGCAAAAGUAACUUGGCAACCUGCUAAAAAAUUCACCCACGUAUUUAUGCAGUUUUUUAAGUAAAUAUGCUCAAGGGUUCAGUAUUCAGUUUGUUCUGACUCUCUUUAGAGAGCCCAUAUCUGACUACUUAAUUCGGUACGAUUGUACGCAAAGCUGCACAUUUCAGAUUAAAUAUUAACAUAAAAAAUAGAGCGAAAUAAAGGAAUUUAAUUUCUUAAUUCAUGAACUUUUCUUUCAAGCCGAGUGUGGGGCACGAAGAAUUAAUGAACGAAGGAAUUUUAAACUCAAUACAAUAAAUAAACACAGUGCAUAGAACAAAAAAAAAAAAUAGAAAACACUUCCAAGUUGAUAAAUAUACUCCCACUGCAGAAAAUAAGACCACGACUAGUAAGAUUCAGGAUAUGGGUCCUAAAAAAAUCCAACCGACGAAGGUCAUCGCCCAGGACAUUUUUAAAUUCACCGAAGACGAAUCUAUCUCCUACUCAACGUCAAGAGAGAACGUGAUUUCCGUCAUGAAUUGCAUCCACCGGGACUGCCUUGACGUUAAAAUAGUCCUUGAACAUUUGGAAAUAAAUGACUUUAUGGUCUUACCAUAUCCAACGAUCCACUCCACCUACGACGAGAGCAUGGAGGUGGAACUGAAAAUGGAAAAUUGUGUCUGUAUCGACACACUGGUGAAGAAUGCGGGACAGGUGUUGAAGGGGAAGUUUUUACUGUGUCGAACGAUAACCCCGUCGAGCAAGAUGGUCGGGGUGGACGCUGGUGUGGAGGAUGUCAAAGGAGAGAAAGCCAUGCGACUUGGCUUAUUCAAUUACUCUCUGAACGCUCAUAUGGGCAAGUCUGAUUUCGAGACGGUCCUCCCCUUGGGGACGGUGUUGAUUGUAAAGAAUCCCGUGUUUAAAAAGCCUACAAUCCUACUGCCUAUCUUCGGACUGAUUGUUGAGAAUCCGGCCGAUGUGGAGAUUCUAAGUCCAAAGAAAAUGGAAGCACUAUUUCCAGGUGUUCACUGGAAGUCAGAUCUGCCCCAGGAAUCUCGAGCCCUGUUCAACUCUCCACUCGUCUGGGAAUUUUCUCCGGAUCAAAGCGACCUUGAGAUUGCUACAAAAUUGAAGAAUGUGGGAAACAAGGCUUUCGUCGAGAAUAGGACAACCGACGCGAUCCGAUUUUACGACCUUGCUCUUGAAUACUUACCUUUGGAGGAGAACGAGGAGACGACUCCAGCAAUGUCCACACUCUUGGUGGACAUCUUGUCCAACAAGGCGGCCGCUUUGAUCAAACUAGAGUGUUUUAAUCCAGCUCUAAUUUGCACUGGAAAAGUCCUUGAGAUCAACAAUGCUCAUGUCAAGGCGAUCUACCGCCACGCCAAAGCUCUCAUUGGACUUGGACGGUAUCCUGAAUGUGGCGAAUUUCUGGACGAAAAGAUCAAUCAGCUCGGAGGAGAAGAGAAUAAUGAUAUUCUCAAAUUGAGAUCAAUAGUCGCUGAACUGGGAAAACCACCGGGAAAAGAUGUUAUCCGUGCUCUUCAUUUACCGGCCGGGAUGGUUGACCACAUCUCCGAAUUUUGGGGACCAAUUGAAUUCAGGAAGAGUAGCAUUGGCGAGGGAGGAGUCUUUGCCACGCAAGAUCUCGAAUCUGGAACCAUUCUCUUUGUUGGUAAACCCUUCGCCGGGGUGUUUGUUGAGUCACGGGAGAGGAUAACAUUUUCAUUAACCAGUACCCCCCACCAGUAUUUUGUCGGCGUUAUGGCAAACAAGAUCCGUCUGGAUCCCGAUCUUGGCCGUGACCUAUACACCCUCUGGGCUGGACCUGACCUCAAAUCUUUAACGGAUAAUGAGGAGGACCCCUUAAAAAAGGUGGACAUUGCUCGAAUCCGAAAUAUUUGUAACAUAAACUUCAGCGGACACUACUUUGAGGAGAAUUUAGAAACUUUCAUUUCUUGCGGUUUGUGGAUCCCCUUGUCGAAAAUAAUGCACAGCUGCAUUGAUGCCAACGUUAUGUAUCAUCAUCAUUAUUCCAGUCUUGUCAUGAUGAUCACUACUUUCAAAAAGGUGAAAAAAGGAGAAGAAAUUCUUACGAGCUAUCUUAACCCAUUGGAGCCGUUGGCUAGAAAAAAUUGUCUGGAAAGUCUUGAUGUUAUCUGCAAAUGUCGCCUAUGCGAACUGGAAAGAUCUGAAAGCCCUGAUGUGAUUAUGAGGAGAGAGGAAAUCCUCAAUGAUCUGGUAUCUUUCGGCAUCCCGACUUCCUACCCAGGCCAUUCCCAAGUGGUCGCUGAGGACUUUGUAGCAGUAGCAAUCGCCGAACUCGAAAGUCUUCAUUCGGCAUCGCCCGACCUGAAUUUGGCUUUGGUGGAUUCUCGAAUUCAUUCACUUGUCGCUGUCGAGUUGUUGGACCAAGGUCAUCAUUCGGUGUGUCUGCCCAUCUUGGAGAAAGCUUACGCCGUCCUCGAGAACGUCGCCCCCAGUCAUCAGCAUCCUGCUCUUGUCGCAAGCAUUUUGGUUUGUUGUAUGGAAUUGAACAAAGAAAAGGCAGUACUGACAAAAUGGGUGGACGAACUAAGGAAGCAUUGCCUUCUUUAUGCCGGCACUUUGGAUUAUGCCCAUCCAACUAUUCCGGAGAAGUUGAAAAAAUUUGGGAUCGAAUUCUUCACCGAUAACUAAUUGUGAAUAUGUAAUUGUGUGUAAUUAUUAAUUCAAGUUUUAUAAUAUUAUUUAUUUCUCCCUUGGUAUUUCUAUAUUUUCGAUCAUAUUACGAUUAAUUUUUGUGGUAAAAUUUCUUUUGAAAGGUACCAAAAAAAACUACCAGUUUUCUCUCCCCUUAAGUGAUUUUAUAAAAUACUUUCAAUUUUUCAUAAAGAUUGCAUGCAUGACCCUAAAAAAAUAGCAAUUGCUCGUUCGGUCUAUGCUAUGUGAAAAAACUUGUCUGGUCAGGCUCUGUACUAAGUUGAUGAUUUUAAUAUAAAACAAAUAUUUUAAUCGGAAUAAAUACCUAGGUAAGAAACUGUGAUAUAUGUAUAUAAGUUGACGCCUCCGUGUGUGCUUUCAAGUUACAUUUUGAAGGAUGUUAAUGCAUAAUUAGUGAGUAAAUAGUAAUAGCAAAGUGUACUAAAAAGAUUGUAUGGUUAAUUAAUAGGAUAGCUAGUAAUUUUAUGUGUAAAGUUGUAAUUAGUUAGGCUCGGGGUGUUACAAAAGAGUAGCCAGGAGUUGGGAAUUCGCUGCGAGUAGUGCGUUGCGUCCAGCUCGAGGUUGCCAAGGUGAAGCAGCGGUCAGCAGCAGCAGCAGAAGGAGUCAUCCAGUAGUAACGUAAGUCGUAGCAGUACAAGAUUUGGCUGUCCGAUCUUGGUUGUGUGUUGUUGGUUGGUUGUCCACCCUCAAUACAGAUAGGUAGUAUAUUAGAGUGGGGGGGGUUUUUCUCGUCCUUUUGGAAAUUAUAUCAGAAAAGGGCAGGUUUGUUUACUUUUCUCAGCUGAGGCAAGAUUUCUAGUAGUAGUUCUGGUCAAACUUAUCAAGUCAUUAUUCUCAGUAGUCAAAGCAGGGCUCGUCAGAUCUUGUCUCCUCCAAAGCACUUCGUCACGUUAAUUGGGGGUUUGAGUGGGAAUAAAUAAGGAGUUUAGUAAUUGUAAAA
Folsomia candida is the source of this 3801-nucleotide messenger RNA. RefSeq lists its product as uncharacterized. The transcript has 6 exons. Lineage: Eukaryota; Metazoa; Arthropoda; Collembola; Entomobryomorpha; Isotomidae. The record is from RefSeq and is a predicted model, not a curated record. Gene Ontology annotation, molecular function: protein binding. The coding region runs from base 582 to 2837 and encodes 751 amino acids.